AUGAAGGCUUAUUGGUAUGACAACAAACCAGGCGACCAGCGUGAACCCCAUGACUCCGGCCGCCCGGUGACGGUGGACUACCUCGCCUCCAUUGGAGUCCAGUACUAUCAUUUCCCCUCCCUCGAGUCUGUCAAUGAAUUGGCCAAGGAACGUGGGUACAAGAAUCGCGAUGAGAUUGUCGUUUCGCCACAGACGAUGGGUGAUGUGUACGAGGAGAAGGUGAAGAUGUUCUUCAAUGAGCAUCUGCACGAAGACGAGGAGAUCCGCUACAUCCGUGAUGGCGAGGGUUACUUUGACGUGCGUGGUCAGGAGGACGAAUGGGUUCGGAUCAAGUUGGCGAAGGAUGACUUGAUCAUUCUUCCCGCUGGUAUCUACCAUCGUUUUACCACAGAUGACAAGAAUUACGUCAAGGCUAUGCGCCUCUUCCAGGAAGAGCCUAAAUGGACCCCCUUGAACCGUGGCCCUGAUGUCGAUGAGAACUCUCAUCGGCAGUCUUACCUCCGCACGGUCCAGAACAAGGCCGUUGCUUAG
This is a messenger RNA of Aspergillus fischeri NRRL 181, 531 nucleotides long. RefSeq names its product acireductone dioxygenase (Ni2+-requiring). The record is from RefSeq and is a predicted model, not a curated record. Gene Ontology annotation, molecular function: acireductone dioxygenase [iron(II)-requiring] activity. The transcript is spliced from 3 exons. NCBI's taxonomy places the organism in Eukaryota, Fungi, Ascomycota, Eurotiomycetes, Eurotiales, Aspergillaceae. Bases 1 to 531 code for a protein of 176 amino acids.